Messenger RNA from Moesziomyces antarcticus, 1800 nucleotides. RefSeq lists its product as uncharacterized. The record is from RefSeq and is a predicted model, not a curated record. Lineage: Eukaryota; Fungi; Basidiomycota; Ustilaginomycetes; Ustilaginales; Ustilaginaceae. The coding region runs from base 1 to 1800 and encodes 599 amino acids. The transcript is spliced from 5 exons.
AUGUACGUGUGGGGCUCGGCAUCGGUAGCAGGGCUUCAAGCCGGACCUUCCCACAUCGAUCCGCUCCGAAAAGGCGUGGGUACGCUGAGUCGUCGCCGAUACCGUCUCUGGUUCCGCACGGUCGGCUCGGAUACGGGUACACUGUGCGAAAGCAGCCGCGCUGCACGCUAUCCGCACGAUGAUCGGCGGAAGCAGGUACAACAGACCGACAUGAGUGCGGGUAUAGCGCUCGCGAACAUUCGCGACUCCUCCAACGGCUUUAGCAACCCUCGACAUCUCGGUACUCCUCCUUCCGCAAGACCUGAGUCCUCAGGCUCAAUGGCUCCCGUGGCCUCCCGACUCGCUGGCGGCGCUCGACCAGGCGCGAUCAGGCUUCGUCGCUUCCUGUCAAAGUAUGGGCUCUCGGAGGCCGCAGUUGCCAAUGCCGUGGUAGUCGAGGCAAAUGCGAAGCGCCUCGCCAGGAUCUUGAACGAGUUCAUCGAGGGCCAGCAGCGAAGCGGUGGAACGGUCGUCAAACGCGAGGCCGGUCAGGCCGACACUGCCAAAGCCGAAACGAUCUUUGGGCUGCCUGGCACGGAUAUAACCAGCAAGGAUGUCACUGUCCCGCACUCAUGGACUCUCACGGGCUUUGAUUCCUAUGCGGGAGCUACGAAGAGCUUUGUUGGACAGAUCCACGAGAUUAGGAGCAACAGUACCUUCCCUGUCCAGCACACCUGCGUUCACGUCAAACUCGGCCGGGGAGAUGCGAACAUGAUUCUUUUCUACGUCGAAAACACGACCAAGCUCUACGAAUAUGUGGUCAGACACAUGGUCUUCGAAGUAGGCUCGCUGAUCUACGUCAAGGACCUUGUCACCACGUACGUCAACAAUGAAAUUGCUCUCAAGUUUACCCCGGACUCGACCAUCCAGCUCCUCCGACCUGGCGAGACUUCCUUCGACAAAAUCUCUCGUUUCAACGCUCGGAUCAACGCAGAGUGGAGUGGGCUCGGUAUCGACACUCUCCAGUUUGAACAAGACAAGGACGACGGCUCCCACAACAGCGGGUACGGCGCUGACGGCGCCCAGAUCGAAAACACUUUUCAGCCAUUUCUCGAGAAGCACGGUCUCUCCCAGGCCGCCGUAGGCAACAUCUUGAACAUCGAGGAACAUGCGCAGAGCAUCCCAAGGAACCUCGGGGGCCUGAUUCAGAUCGAGGAGCAACGCAACGGACCACUUGCCGCACCCAAUGUUGCUCACCGAACGGAUUCCGAGGCUGCUACCGCUUUCAGGCUGACGGAAACCGAGCUCACCAACAAGGUCGUUGAUGCGCCGCACUCGUGGAUGUACGGAUACUCGAACCUCGAAGACGGGAAGAAGAUGAGCUUUGUCGCCAAAAUCACUCGUCCCAAUAUUCCGAGAAGGGGGAGGCCCAAGGUUGUCAUGCAUUUCUGCAGUGACGGCAGUACUGCUUCCUUCUCCGUCUCACCAAAUUCGAGCUCCCCUGGAUACGCAACCCCGUAUCAUUUCACCAACGAGCUGGUCUACGUCAAGGACCUCGAAAUGAGGAUCAGAAACGGCGUCAGAAUUCUCGAGUACACCUAUACGUCGUCAAUGACCUUCAUUCGCCGUGGAAACACUUCGUUCGACGACAUCUCUCGAUUCAACGCUCGACUCAACGCAGACUGGAGCGGUCACUCUGCCGUUGAAGCAGACAAGAACGGCAGCUCCCACAACAACGGGUACGACACGGACGAUCUGGGAGAAGUCCCCAUCAGGACUUCUAGGAAGCGUGGCGUGCGCCGCGUUCGUUUCUCGCCCUAG